AUGGGCUUCCUCCAGGACUGGUUCAAUGGAGAGGCCAAGAAAAGCUAUGAGUCGGCGACAAAGCGUGCUGCGGCCUUCGAAGAGCAGCUAGAGACGCACCAGAAGCACAUGGCGGACGAGCGCGUCUUCGCCAACAUGCGGCCGGUGGAGAAAAAGGUGCCGUUUGCUGACCUGCCCUUCCACCCAGUGUACGAGCAGCGUAACAAGAUGUACCCGCAUCAGAUCUUCACGCGACGGCCGGCGGGCGACAGCUGA
Messenger RNA from Monoraphidium neglectum, 255 nucleotides. RefSeq lists its product as hypothetical. The transcript has 3 exons. The record is from RefSeq and is a predicted model, not a curated record. NCBI's taxonomy places the organism in Eukaryota, Viridiplantae, Chlorophyta, Chlorophyceae, Sphaeropleales, Selenastraceae. The coding region runs from base 1 to 255 and encodes 84 amino acids.